Molecule: messenger RNA, 829 nt
Organism: Colletotrichum scovillei
Lineage: Eukaryota; Fungi; Ascomycota; Sordariomycetes; Glomerellales; Glomerellaceae
Exons: 1
Coding region: 68-829 (253 amino acids)
Biological process (GO): C-terminal protein methylation
Cellular component (GO): membrane; endoplasmic reticulum
Molecular function (GO): protein C-terminal S-isoprenylcysteine carboxyl O-methyltransferase activity
Source: RefSeq, a predicted model, not a curated record
CUCGUCUUCAUCUUCACCGUCGCUCCUUCGUACCCUUACUCUACAAACCAAGCCUCAAGCCGACAAGAUGUCUAUAUCCCAGGCAUCACUCUCGGUCGCAAUCUUGGCCUCCACCCUGGGAACCUACAUAGGCCUCCUAAACCCCAACCCCGAACCACCCCAAAAACCAAACGACGACCUUCACCACCACAACAGCCAACAUCACCAUCACCAACCGCAAACCAAACACGCAGACUCGAUCCGCUGGAUGCACCUCACCCACAGACACACACCCAAAGUAAUCCUCCUCCCCCUCGCCCUCCUCUCCCUCCACCUCGCAGCCCUCACCCUCUACGCACCCAACAUCCCGCCCUCCAUCCUCCGCCACGGCGCCGAAAACGGCCUCAGCGCCUCCCUAACAACCUGGUCCGCCUCAACCCUCCUCCCGCUCGCCGCAAUCUUCUUCGCCGGCGUCCCGCUCCGCCUCGGACCCUACCGCUCCCUCGGGAAAAACUUCACCUUCCAGCUCACGAAACCGGAUCAGCUCAAGACGACGGGGAUUUAUCGGUACCUUCAGCACCCGAGCUACACGGGCGUCAUUGUCCUCGUGCUGUCGAAUGUCGCGCUGCUGGCUAGGCUCGACGGCGUGCUGAGCUGCUGGGUUGCGCCGGCGUGGCAUCAGGGGCUGAGGAGCGUGCAGUGGGUUCUUGGUCCUGCUGCGUGCUGUGUGUUUUUGUUUGGGGUGUGGACGAGGGUGAGGGAGGAGGAGGGCAUGUUGAGAGAGGAGUUUGGGGAGAAGUGGGAGAGGUGGCAUGCUUCCACGGCGCGGUUUGUGCCGUAUGUAUUCUGA